UCAUAUUUCCUAUCCUUUCCUCGUCCUCUUCCGUCGAGGCAUCGAGCUCUUGGUCCUCCGCCUACCUGACGCCCAGUCUAACCACCGCCGUGCCCUAGCUACCAGCCUGCCCGUACCUCGCGUCAACGCCUACGCCCCACCCCGCCUCCAUCGCCGUUCGCGCUCCACAUCAUCGCGUCCCUCUGGUCUCAACCCCGGUAGGACUGUGCAGGACAGAAAAUCAGGCUUGAUUUGAAUGGCUUCUUCAAAGCUUCAAGCCUUUUGGAACCAUCCUGCUGGCCCCAAAACAAUUCAUUUCUGGGCUCCAACAUUUAAAUGGGGGAUCAGCAUAGCGAACAUUGCCGACUUUGCUAAGCCCCCUGAAAAGAUAUCCUAUCCUCAGCAAGUUGCUGUUGCUUGCACUGGAAUUGUGUGGUCACGUUACAGCAUGGUUAUCACACCGAAAAACUGGAACCUUUUCAGUGUUAAUGUUGCAAUGGCCGGUACAGGCUUGUAUCAACUUUCCCGGAAAAUAAGGCAAGAUUACUUUUCAGAAGAGAAGGAGGCUGCUGCAUCACUGGAAGGAUAAUGAUUACUGGCUGGAAUAAUAGAUCGGAAACUCUAUGGGCUUGGAGUGAUCUCAGUUUCACUCCGGGCUGCGUUUUUUCUGCAAUGGUCCGCUAUAUGUUCCUCCAUAUUAAAAUCUGUUUGCUUCUCUCAGUUGCACUCAUGAGCAGAGCAAUUAGAAAAAAAUAACAAAGAAACAAAUAAUCUUUUAUGCUCUCUUUGCAAAAAGGCAUGCAGAUACAUCGAUCAAUAAUACCUUAUGUUUUGUGCUUCUGCUGUUCAGUCAGUUCCUAUUUGGUGGAUCUUGGCAAACUCUUGUAACCUACCGUGAAGUUACUCGAUGUUUACAGGCUCUCGGUGCA
Messenger RNA from Brachypodium distachyon (stiff brome), 908 nucleotides. Its product is annotated as mitochondrial pyruvate carrier 4. Gene Ontology annotation, cellular component: mitochondrial inner membrane. Gene Ontology annotation, biological process: pyruvate import into mitochondria. Lineage: Eukaryota; Viridiplantae; Streptophyta; Magnoliopsida; Poales; Poaceae. The record is from RefSeq and is a predicted model, not a curated record. The transcript has 6 exons. The coding region runs from base 236 to 568 and encodes 110 amino acids.